AUGGUCGACAAAUUAACUCAGACAACUACUUUGAUGAGCAAUACAUUGCAGCAAGCAAAAGUUAGAAAGGAGCUUUUUACUACCCUGCCACUGACUUCGGUUAUCCUACCCUACUUCGGAUACGCAGAUGAGUGCCAGAUACUAAUGACUCAGCUAAGAAGAGCCUCAAGAAAACUUUGGGACAAGAACAAACACAUAUUGCUGAGAAACUACCCUGGAGAAGAUGGAGAAGACACACUCUUAAUACAGAAGAAGCUUCUAAAGAUUGAUACAGCAUAUCACGGUCACUUUCUUCAUAAAAAGAAUACUUUAAGUUUUGAAAGUUUCAUGGAAAGUGAAUUAUCAAAACUAUAUAAACUUCAGAUUUAUAGAUGCUGUUCCCAAGAAUCAAUAAUAAGAGAGCUUUUUAAAUUUUUUAGAGAAGUUGACACAAAUUGUUGGACAAUCGAAAAAAUUGAAAUUAAAUUUUCUCGUAAUGCGUUUAGAAAGGCUUCUCCAGAAUAUAUGCUAUCUUCAUUACAUGAAUUGGCCAAAUUCCUGAAGACACAAUUUGUAGUACAUGAAAAUGAAUAUGGUGACCUAAAUUGUAUUUCAAGAUCAAAGAUAAUUUAUAGAGGAAGCGCAAAUAGGCAUUUAACCUUAUAUAAAGAUACACAUUUUCCAAAUUCGAACAUCGUCUCAGCUUUUUGGGAAGAAUACAGUAAGCUAUAUGACCAAUUAACAGAUGAAGGAGUUGAGGCAAAAAAAUUUCUAACUCAUCUUGAAACUAACACAAUUGACCAAGUUUGUGAGAAAGCAAAAACCUCUGCUUUCAAACUCAAGCUAUUCUCAAUGAAUAAUAUAAAUGAUAUAGUAGCUCUCAAAGGGAUUUCCGAUAAACUGAAAGGUUGGCACAGAGACCACCAAGAGCAAAUACGAAGAUUAAAAACGAUUUACUUGAGACUUUUUCAAUUCAAAUAUGAUAGAAGUAUAGAUAAUAGAAACUGUCUGUUGAAUGGACUAAUAACUUUGUCCCGGAGUUGAAAAGAAAGUGGCCUAAAUUUAAUUAUAAACACAGCUCGAUUGGAAGACUGGGAUAAAACUUCUGCUUCAUUGUGUUAUCUCGUAAUUGGAUAUCAAGCUUUGGUUAUUGAGAAAUUUGAAUGAUGACUUUAUGGUAGGCCAUUUGUAGACAAAAACUUCAUAGCAUCUGAUAAAUUAAACAUUGAUUUCAAUGGGUGAGUCACGGAUGUUGUAUCUUUUUAUGAUACCGGGUUGGAGGACUUAUUAGAAAUGGAAGGAAAAAUAAUUAUCCCUGUUAAUAAGAUUUUACAGACAAGAUUUAAAUUCGGACAACUCUGAUUGAAUGAAAUUAAAUCUUUACCUUGGAAACUAACAACGAUGUCUUUCUAUUUUAGCAUAGAGAAUGGGUUAAUCCGGGAUGCAAUACGCAAGAUAAAAGCUUUACCUGAGGAUAUUAAAAUCGAUUUCUAUUUCGAAGGUUAUUACUGAGAUUUUUUAUCGAGGGAAGAGAAGAGCAAUUUUAAUAUAUUUUUAAAAAUUUUAAAAACUAAAAAAUUAGCAGCUCUCACAAUUCAAAAGAUAUAUAAUCCAGGAUUUGAACUUGAGGAUCUUAUUGAUUUGCUUCAUAAUCAAACCAACCUCGAAUUAUUAGAAUUCAACAUCAUGCGCAGUCGACGCCCAGGACCGAUGAUUAAUUCCAUCAAGAAGCUUUUUACAGCUUUAGAAACUCUUCCAAACCUGAAAUCUAUUGAUAUCUGUAUCACAUUCCUAUACAAAUGUGAGAUAGAGACCUUUGAAACACUAGCCAAGAAGUUCAUCAGCAGAAGCAUCGGGAUAAGCAUCAGGAUUAAGUUCAAGUCGGAGAAAUACCUAGACAGAUAUUCAAAACUAAAAUAUGUGCUUAAGUAG
Molecule: messenger RNA, 1911 nt
Organism: Moneuplotes crassus
Lineage: Eukaryota; Ciliophora; Spirotrichea; Euplotida; Euplotidae
Source: the annotation of a GenBank genome assembly